UUGUGCUCAGAACAUCUCUUCUCCAUUCAGCACUGCACUUGUGCUCAGAACAUCUCUUCUCCAUUCUGUACUGCCCUUGUGCUCCACUGUGUUGUGCCAUGUGUGUUGCCAGAGUUUCGUCUGAGUGUUGCAAUGGCAGAGCUGGUGGUCUCCAUGGCGAUCGGGCCACUGGUGUCCAUACUGAAGGACAAGGCAUCCAGCUACCUCCUGGACCAGUACAAGGUAAUGGAGGGAAUGGAGGAGCAGCACAAGAUUCUCAAACGCCAGCUUCCAGCCAUCCUCGACGUCAUCACCGAUGCUGAGGAGCAGGCGACGGCCCACAGAGAAGGGGCGAAAGCCUUGCUACAGGAGCUCAAGACAUUCGCCUAUGAAGGCAAAUGAAGUCUUCGAUGAAUUCAAGUACGAAGCACUUCGCUGUGAAGCCAAGAAGAAUGGGCAUUAUACCAAGCUUGGCUUUGAUGUAAUCAAACUUUUCCCUACCCACAACUGUGUUGUGUUCCAUCAAAGAAUGGGUAGCGGGCUUUGCCAACCUGUGCAGGCCAUUGAUGUCCUCAUUGCGGAGAUGCGGGUCUUUGGGUUCAAGUACCAACCACAGCCACCAGUCUCCAAGCAGUGGAGGCAGACAGAUUAUGUUAUCAUGGACCCACAAGAAAUUGCUAGCAGAUCCAGAGACAAAGAUAAGAAGAAGAUUGUUGAUGUAUUACUUGGUCAAGCUACCAAUGCAGAUCUUGCAGUUGUUCCCAUCGUUGGAAUGGGGGGUCUUGGCAAGACCACAUUGGCACAACUCAUCUACAAUGAACCUAGAAUUCAGAGGCAUUUCGAGUUGCUGGUCUGGGUCUGUGUAUCUGAUACCUUUGAUGUGAACUCCCUAGCUAAGAGUAUAGUUGAAGCAUCUCCCAAUAAGAAUCAUGAUACAGAUAAACCAGCACUAGAUAGACUUCAACGGUUGGUCAACGGGCAGAGGUAUCUGCUUGUAUUGGAUGAUAUCUGGAAUAACAAAGAGUUUCAUAGGUGGGAAAUGCUGAAGGUCUGUCUUCGGCAUGGUGGCAUGGGUAGUGCAGUGUUGACAACAACUCGUGAUAAACGAGUUGCUGAAAUUAUGGGUGCAACAGACUACAAUCUCAAUGUUUUGGAGGAUUGCUUCAUAAAGAAAAUUAUUGAAGCUAGAGCAUUCAGUUCGGACAAAGGAAAGCCUGCUGAACUCGUCGAGAUGGUUGAUGAGAUUGUGAAGAGAUGUUUUGGCUGUCCAUUAGCUGCAACAGCACUUGGCUCUGUACUUGGUACCAAGACCAACGUGAAUGAAUGGAGAGUUGUAUCAACUAGAAGCAGCAUUUGUGCCGAGGAAACAUGAAUUUUGCCAAUACUAAAGCUCAGCUACAAUGACUUGCCACCACAUAUGAAGCAGUGCUUUGCUUUUUGUGCCAUAUUUCCCAAGGAUUACAAGAUUGAUGUGGAGAAGCUGGUUCGACUAUGGAUUGCAAAUGGCUUUAUCCCAGAACACAAGGAAUAUAGUCUUGAAACCACUGGAAAACAUAUUUUCAGUGGGCUGGCCUCAAGGUCAUUCUUUCUGGACAUAGAGGAAAGUAAGCAAUCAAGGGGGUAUUAUUCAACUACAUGCAAAAUCUAUGAUCUUAUGCAUGAUAUUGCGAUGUCUGUUAUGGAAAAGGAAUGUGUUGUUGCAACUAUGGAACCAACUCAAACCGAUUGGCUUCCUGAUUCUGCUCGACAUUUGUUUUUGUCAUAUCAAGGAACAGAAGUUAUUUUGAAUGGUUCUGUGGAGAAAAGAUCCCCUGCUAUCCAAACCUUGCUAUGCGAUAGUUCUGUGCGAAGCUCAUUGCAACAUCUAUCAAAAUACAAAUCUUUGCAUGCAUUGAAGCUAUGUAUUGGGACAUAAUCAUUUCUACUGAAACCAAAGUAUCUGCAUCACCUGAGGUACAUUGAUCUCUCCAACAGUUAUAUCGAAGCACUUUCUGAAGAUAUCAGUAUUCUAUAUAACCUGCAAACAUUGGACCUUUCCAACUGUCGCUAUCUUGAUCGACUUCCAAGGCAAAUGAAAUAUAUGACAUCUCUCUGUCACCUCUAUACUCACGGAUGUCCGAAGUUGAAGAGCAUGCCUCCAGAGCUAGGAGAACUCACUGGCCUGCAGACACUUACAUGUUUCGUAGCAGCAGUUACGAACACCAAUUGCAGCGAUGUUGCAGAACUUCAGGGUUUAAACCUUGGUGGUUAGCUAGAGCUACGUCAGGUAGAGAAUGUUGAAAAAGCAGAAGCAAAAGUGGCAAAUCUCGGGAAAAAGAAGGAUCUUAGAGAACUGACAUUAAGAUGGACUUCUGUUUCUGAUAGCAAGGUGCUUGACAAUUUUGAGCCUCAUGAUGGGCUUCAGAUUAUGAAGAUAUAUUUCUAUGGAGGGAAGUGCCUGGGUAUGUUACAAAACAUGGUUGAGAUCCAUCUUUCUCAUUGUGAAAGAUUGCAAUUUUUUGUUCAGAUGUGGUACAUCCUUCACUUUUACUAAACUGAAGGUGCUUACACUAGAGCAUCUGUUGGAUUUUGAGAGAUGGUGGGAAAUAAAUGAGAGGCAAGAAGAACAGAUAAUAUUUCCUCUGCUUGAGAAGUUGUUUAUUCGGCAUUGUGGAAAGUUGGUAGCAUUACCUGAAGCACCAUUGCUUGAAGAACCAUGUCGUGGAGGUAAUAGAUUGGUAUGUACACCAUUUUCUCUGCUUGAAAACUUGUUUAUUUGGUAUUGUGGAAACCUGGUAGCACUGCGUGAAUCACAGUUUGUUCAAGAACCAUCUAGUGGAAGUUAUAGAUCAGUACACUCUGCUUUUCCUGCUCUAAAGGUACUUCAUUUGAAAGACAUGG
Molecule: messenger RNA, 2859 nt
Organism: Triticum aestivum (bread wheat)
Lineage: Eukaryota; Viridiplantae; Streptophyta; Magnoliopsida; Poales; Poaceae
Product: putative disease resistance protein RGA3
Exons: 1
Coding region: 296-1351 (351 amino acids)
Molecular function (GO): ADP binding
Source: RefSeq, a predicted model, not a curated record